AUGAAGCGAUCGUCAAAAGAAGAAUAUACGGGCGGCGCCCUUUACGAGAAGACGUUGAGCAACUAUUCGGCCACGGAUUGGCACUUCGUCGCCCAAGUGGUCCUCAUCUUUGUUGCCUAUCUGGCGUUCGAUUGUGGCCGAUGUGUCUCCAAUCACUUCUUUUUCACAAAACAGAUGGACUCAAACUCUACGAGUUGCGCCGGGGAAAUUGUGUCCAGCAUCGCUAAUAUUCCAAGAGAGCAUUGGGCCGAUGAUCUCACGGGCAAAACGACCAGCAAGGCCAACGUGAAACGGUUCACAUCACUGACGAUUUUCAAUGUUCUAUGUGCCUAUGGCUCCCUGUUCUCCUUGGUAUUCUAUGUUGGCCGUCGACUCGGCUUCUCCUGGUACCUCUGCUGCAGCGCCUCUAUCGCCGGCAUGGGCUGCAUCAUGAUCGUCAUCUACAAGGUGUACUCUGUCUUGAUUUCCGGCUUCUUCUUCAACCUUAGCGAAAAGGCCUUCCAAAUUACAUUGUGCGUGCUGGCAGCGGAGUGUGGGCCCCGGAAAGUUCGAGAUGCUGUUAUACUGGUCAUCGCCGUAGCGAGCGCCCUUGCUCGCCUCUUCGCUGCUGUUCCACUGGUCAUGCUCGAUACAAAUCGUCUGGAGUUCAUUGCAUUGAUCGGUGGAUAUGCUGUUUUGAUGAUUGCAUCUGGAAUCCUCUGCGAUGACUCGAUCAUCUCGUUGAUUUUCUGCGAAAAGCCGCUUGUCUUGACGGCAGUCAUUGAUAAUCUCAACAAGCGGAAUAGAGGGGCCGAGGUGAAUUCGGAGAAAUUCUACAAGGAGAUCCUCUACACUGGCAUUAUCAUUGAACCCGCCACGACGCACGGCAUCGUAGCCAAGAUGCUGAAGAACAGCGCCUGGAUCCGCCACUAUCUCUUCGUAUAUUUGGCUUAUGUUCUUGCGCCCCGUCACCACAAUGAAGAACUCCUCAGCUUCACCGCCGUCAACUUUAUAGGAGUACACCCAAAAACAGACGCCCAUAUGCUCGACGCGACCCUGAACGUACUUGGAGUGCUGCUUUUCGCCUCCAUCUUCGCUUUGAUUGGCCGGCACAGAACGGUGCAUGCCGCCCUUCUCGGGCUCGUUGCGGGUCAUCUUAUGUUGGUGUGGCCGGCCGACCUGAAGCCCGUAGCCGGAUGUGAUGGCAUCGAACACCCUGCCAUCUUAUCGUCCACCGUCAUGAACGUCAUCUACUUGACCACUGAAAUCGUCAUGGAAGGAGCGAUGAAUAUAAUUUUCGCGACGACUUUCGUGGAGAUUGCCGAACGCGUUCCCAUCCGUCCGCGCCUCGCCGUCGUCGCCGUCGUGUUGACUUCCGCCAUGCCACUACAUUUCCUUCUCGCUACCCUUGAGCUGCACCUGUCAAAAAUCCACAACGGUUCGACGCUCUACUAUCAUGCUGGUCGCGCGAUCCUUUGGGCGUUUCUUUAUUUCCUCUACAAUGCUUUCCGCGAUGCGCCUCAGGCAACGAUUACUCUCGACGAUCACUUGAUUGCGUUCGGCUCUCGCAGCGGCAACAGGGAGCAUUUUGUUCAGCAACAAGCGCUGCACACCGAAUCUGAGUUAGACCUGCACACCGCCGGGCGAGAUACGGACUUGGCUCACGGA
Mesorhabditis spiculigera is the source of this 1647-nucleotide messenger RNA. NCBI's taxonomy places the organism in Eukaryota, Metazoa, Nematoda, Chromadorea, Rhabditida, Rhabditidae. The record is from the annotation of a GenBank genome assembly.